GCAGCCCGCCUUCGGACUACGCUUUUGGUGCUGGCGACCCGGAUCGAGCGCUGUGCCAGAUCCGUCGCCUGAUGCCCAGCGAGCUCGAAGGGAGUGUCGAAGGUCCAAGUAGACUUACUGGUGCUUGGAGCCUGUAUACUGCACUCGGGGGAGACCCGACAGCAUCCAGAAGUGAGUUCUACAAGAGAAUCCUCCUUCAUUACACAUUUGAUACACAGGCGGCUGGUGCAUGGACUGACAGUAUUUGAUCUCGAUCCGUUGAGUGAGGCCAUUAUACGGAAUCAGCCAGAUUCCAUUCUCCGUCUGAUCCACCAGGAUCCCGAAUCGGUCACACAGCUGGCGCCGUUCGGGUAUCCGAACCUCUUUUAUCUUGCCGCAGACAUGGGCCGCUGCGCCGAGGCUCUUGUGCUGGCAAUCGAGUCCGCGCCACAGUGGAGCGCUCAGCACAGCGGUCUUGUGCUGCGAAACCUUCUAUCUGUUGAGUCGCUUGCCGAGUUCACUCUCAGUAAUUGUAAAAGCUGUAGGGAUAGCGACGAAAUAUCGUUGCCUUGGGAUUGUCAGUCAAAUGCAGCUUGUCCGUGGGCCGCCACGCUAUCUGUCUUGUUCAGAGCAGGUUGUCCUCUGCGUCCUCACUUGACCUCAGCAUCGUUCAGAAUCCCCUGCAGCCAGUGUUGCAGCCUCUAUGCCCAAGAGGUCAGGCUUCACUGUCAGGACUCCGGCUGGCUAGCAAAUGAUCGCCUUCCACUCACGCAGCUCGGCAACAGUGCUUCAAAGCGGAAUCUUCAGUUCCGCGAGGGUACAACGUCAAGUAAUGGUAAUUCGACACAGGCCAACGUUCCGGCGCUGGAGCGACCAAGGCUGUUACGCGCGAGCGAUAACUUGCAGACACUUUACCACAACACUGAACUCUUCCCGAUGUUGGCAGAAGCGUUCUGGUCUGUCGGUUUCCAGGAUAUCCGCGCUAUCGAUGGCGAUGGAUUACAGCCUAUCGAGAAAGUGCUCGCUGGCCGAGACUAUCCGAAAUGGCGCAUGAUCCAAUGGCUUUUGCUGAAAGGAGUUGACAUGACUCGCACAACGUCUUUAAAGUGCAAUGCCCCUCGCAGGUUUUUGAUCCCGAGUCAUCUGCACAUAACCAACAGCACGACUAUAGCGCAUGCAUCUUGCGAAGUCAUGGGGCACCAGCUCGGCGAGGACCAUGGCUGUUACGAGCAUCCUUACGCAGUGAUAUUAACGACAACAUUACUAACCUCAGCCAUACGCGAUGAUGCAGUAUGCCUGUGUGCACCAGCGGGCCGUAGCCCGUUCUCUUACCUCCUGCUUGGGAGCUUUGACCUGCUUCCGAAGGGCUCGUCUCCUAAACGGAUAGCAAGACGUCUUGAGAGAGUGCUUACCGCCACUGCUCGUCGCCUCCACUUCGAGGAGUUUAUUACAGCACUACGACUCAUUACACUGGAGGCUUUGCCAAUCAGUCACACUUGUGGCUUCGGUGGACAUGAAGAUGACACGGAAGACGAUGGAAGAAACGGCGACUCAAAUUUUGUACCAUCCCAGCCAACGAAGAUUCUGGCUGUAUUCGAAAACAUCAUCACUCAUUUCCAAGACGUGGUCAAGAGCUUCAACAUCCCGGACGAUGAGGAAGACCUUGGUAUCAUUAAAGUGCGCGAUGAAUAUGCAAACAAAACUUUUCUCAAAGAUUACGAUUGGCGGCGCGAUUGGAUCGACCUCAGCCGAGAAGUGAGUUUUGGCUGGAGAGAAAUGCUCGAUGUCUGGGUUCAACGGCUUAACGAUGAGCUGGAAAAGCUCGCCCAGGAGGACUUGGAGCUGCACCCUCGAGCUGCUGCAGAGGAAAUUGGCGUGAUGUGGUGUGAUCCGCCACCAGGCGAGGAGAGUGAUGAAGAAUCGGUCUACGGGCAGUUGGGACAAGUGGAAUACUGGCAGAGGAAGUUGGACGAGAUUGAUGUUUGAUGCCUAGAGAAAGACCAAUUCUGCAUUACUGCUUGUUUCUCGCAGGAGAAGUAUCUGAUCAACGCAAAACUAAUCAAGAUUUACCCGUGAGUAGGUCGAGGGUUGAUACCUGAGGGCUACCCAUCAGCCACCAUCCCUGUGACCUUCGCAAGCGCGAGUAUCAACUGCUCUUUGUCUAUACCGUG
Messenger RNA from Microdochium trichocladiopsis, 2150 nucleotides. RefSeq lists its product as uncharacterized. The record is from RefSeq and is a predicted model, not a curated record. The transcript has a single exon. Bases 382 to 1965 code for a protein of 527 amino acids. NCBI's taxonomy places the organism in Eukaryota, Fungi, Ascomycota, Sordariomycetes, Xylariales, Microdochiaceae.